AUGGAGGACUUCACAACCAGAAAUGAGGAUAACACAACUGCAAAGCCAGAAGCUCAGAGGUUACGUUUAGUGGAUGGAGGAAGCGGCUGUGCUGGCAGAGUGGAGUUUGAAGACGAUGGUAUCUGGGGCACCGUAUGUGAUGACAGCUGGGAUCUGACUGAUGCCAAUGUUGUGUGCCGGCAACUGGGUUGUGGAUGGGCCAUUCAGGCUCCCAAUGCCUCUUUUUUCCAAAAGGGAACAGGCCCCAUCCAUUUGGAUGAAGUGAAAUGCUCAGGGAAUGAAUCUUAUUUGUGGGACUGUCCCUCUGAGAAGAAACAUGACUGUGGGCACAAGGAAGAUGCUGGCGUGGUGUGUUCAGAUCACCAGGAGUGGCGCUUAUCGGGUGGACUAGAUGCUUGUGCUGGCCGAGUGGAGGUCUACUACGAGGGGGUCUGGAACACUGUAUGCGAUAGCAGCUGGUACCAACAACAGGCCAAUGUGCUCUGCCGCUUCUUGAAGUGCAGCAAUGGGGCUGUAGGGCCAAAGGUGCCCUUUGACCAUACGCUUUUGGGAAAGAUGUAUUAUGACUGUUCUGGAAAUGAAAGCUCGCUCGCCCAGUGUUUCUGGCGCUACAACAACUCCAAUCUGUGUGACCAGUCCAGAGCUGCUGGUUUGAUAUGUUUGGCUGUACGUGAGAACUGGGAAGAGAAGACACCAUCAUACCAGAUGUUGCUAAUCCUCUGCAUCAUCCUGGGUCUUCUCCUUUUUAUGGCCAUUCUGACUCUUAUUGUUUUGCUGAGAAGGAAAGACAAUACCAUCGCCCGUGGCAUUUCCUCGGCUUCAUUAACUGCUCCAGUCCUAAUGAAUCACAGCAUGCCGAUCUCAGGGAUGACCACUGGAGUGAAUAACGACUAUCGGGAAAUGCCCACAAGCCUUCCCAAAGGAGAAGCAACAGCAGCGAUGAUCACAUCUCACGCUGAAGAGUCCGACUCUGACUAUGAACACUAUGAUUUCAAGGACAAGCCACCGACGGCACUCUCUACUUUCUACAAUUCUCUUCGACACCGAGCAGCUGAUACAGACAUUUCUCCAUGCAAUAUCCCCAUGCCAGCUAUGCAGGAGGAAGGCUUGACAACGGCUUCCCGAACUUUGGUGAACUACAAGGCCCGGACUGACUCAUCUGAUAGCAGCGAUUAUGAUGAUAUGUGGCUCUCUGAGUCUUAG
Euleptes europaea (tarantolino) is the source of this 1203-nucleotide messenger RNA. It is a transcript of the gene CD6, whose product is annotated as CD6 molecule. The transcript has 9 exons. Bases 1 to 1203 code for a protein of 400 amino acids. Gene Ontology annotation, cellular component: membrane. NCBI's taxonomy places the organism in Eukaryota, Metazoa, Chordata, Lepidosauria, Squamata, Sphaerodactylidae. The record is from RefSeq and is a predicted model, not a curated record.